Messenger RNA from Nymphaea colorata (pocket water lily), 1970 nucleotides. Its product is annotated as serine/threonine-protein kinase STY13-like. The record is from RefSeq and is a predicted model, not a curated record. The coding region runs from base 302 to 1531 and encodes 409 amino acids. Gene Ontology annotation, biological process: protein phosphorylation. The transcript has 3 exons. Lineage: Eukaryota; Viridiplantae; Streptophyta; Magnoliopsida; Nymphaeales; Nymphaeaceae. Gene Ontology annotation, molecular function: ATP binding; protein kinase activity.
AAAAAGAAUGAACGACCAUGACUUGUGACUGGUCUCCUUCGUCUCCGUGUUUUUGUGAAGAAGAGGAAGGAAGAGAGAGAGAGGAAAAAAGGGAGGACAAGCUCUAACCCUAAAUCCCUGAAUUCAUUCUCCCAAUCCUUCGCCUCUCAAUUGUCGUCUCUCUUCCUCCGUUCAACGAGGAAUUCUUCCAUCUGUUCCCUGGCCUUCACUUUGGCACAAUCUGCAAAUAGAAAACAGAUGCUGAGACAACGGAUUCUUUAGUCUUUCUUCCUCUGUCGACUAAAAGGAAGAACUGAAGAAAAUGAUGGAGGGUUCGAAAUUUCGAGGCCUUGCUAACAAUGACAAUUUCUUCAAUUUUACUUCGAACUACCUCCCUUUGGGGGAGGGCUCCCAUAUGUCGGUGGACAGCAUGAGCAGUUUACAGAUGACUAAUGGUGAUGGUUCACUAUCGAUGUCUAUGGCUGACAGCAGCGUCGGUUCGAACACACCGCUCACAACGAAUAUGGUAGCAACUUACCCAAGCAUGACCGGCACAAAUGGAUCUGUUGGUCACAGUGUUCUUAGACCUAAUAUGAUUUCCCGUACGCUGGCGGAAGAUGCAUUGGCACGAGCGUUAAUGGACUCUCGAUACCCUACUGAGGGUCUGGAGCAGUAUGACGAAUGGACGAUCGAUUUGAGAAAGGUUAAUAUGGGUACUGCCUUUGCUCAAGGAGCAUUUGGGAAGCUUUACAGGGGCACCUACAAUGGAGAGGAUGUGGCUAUCAAGAUAUUGGAGAGACCUGAGAAUAGUCCAGAGAAAGCUCAGUUGAUGGAGCAGCAGUUUACUCAAGAGGUAAUGAUGUUAGCGACUCUGAGGCACCCAAAUAUCGUGAGGUUUAUUGGAGCAUGUCGAAAGCCGAUGGUUUGGUGUAUUGUCACCGAGUAUGCAAAGGGUGGCUCAGUAAGGCAAUUCUUGGCAAAGAGGCAGAACAGGUCUGUUCCAUUGAAGGUGGCAGUUAGGCAGGCAUUAGAUGUAGCCAGAGGAAUGGCCUACGUGCAUGGCUUGGGGUUUAUACACCGGGACCUCAAGUCAGACAACCUGUUGAUAGCUACAGACAAGUCCAUCAAAAUUGCAGAUUUCGGUGUGGCAAGAAUUGAGGUCCAGACGGAUGGAAUGACUCCUGAGACCGGUACAUACCGAUGGAUGGCACCAGAGAUGAUCCAGCACAGACCAUACAACCAGAAAGUUGAUGUCUACAGUUUUGGUAUCGUCCUGUGGGAGCUCAUAACGGGAUCCCUUCCUUUCCACAACAUGACAGCAGUUCAGGCAGCGUUUGCUGUUGUUAACAAGGGGGUGAGGCCGGCUAUUCCCCCUGAUUGCCUUCCCGUGCUUGCUGAAAUCAUGACCCGAUGCUGGGAUGUGAACCCUGAUGUGCGGCCCCCUUUCGCCGAAGUUGUUAAAAUGCUUGAGAAUGCAGAACAGGAGAUCCUGACGACUGUCAGAAAAGCUCGUUUUAGGUGCUGCAUGGUGCAGCCCAUGACAUUGGACUAGUCUUUCCCUCAACACUGAUCAAAUUCUGUGUAUCUAUGUUUUUUCUAGGGCAAAAAUAACUUUCUGCUCUCUUCCUGUUUCCAGUAUUUACUGGUAUACACUGUAUGUUUUAUGUCUUUGUUGGCCUGUUGAAUAGAGAGUCGAUAUGAUCUUCUGCAUGCACGGGUUCCAUUUCUUUCUGUCGGAAGAUUAUAUGAAAUUACUAGUAUCUUAUGGCAGGAAAAUAGGAUGAUGAGUAGUAUGUAUUAAUGGUUACAUGCAUAUUUUUUCUCUGGGCAGAUUUCUUGCUUUUCUUUAUAUUACUGAAUGAGAAGAAAAUGUUCAUGGUGCCAAAUGAGGAGGGCACUUGGCACAUUGUACAAGACAGAUUCUCAUGUGUACGCACUAAUGUGGCAUUAUAAAAAAACAUUUGUCCUGCAUCAGAGGGGACAAUUUUUUA